Molecule: messenger RNA, 1428 nt
Organism: Giardia duodenalis
Lineage: Eukaryota; Fornicata; Diplomonadida; Hexamitidae
Exons: 1
Coding region: 1-1428 (475 amino acids)
Source: RefSeq, a predicted model, not a curated record
AUGCCGCGAAUUGCUAUUACGAAGCUUUCUGAUGCCCAAGAAGUUUGGGACCAGAUUCAAUCUGUAGAUUCAGGAGUGGUUUCACUUGAUCACUCUAAGUCUAUUAAUACGCCAGUUAACAGCAUCUCAGUAGAUAAGCUUCCUAUAUAUCUCUAUUCUCCUGUUAUUUAUACUUGCAUCUUCAUUCUACAACACCAAAUACACGUUUUGAAACUAAGACUACUUCGGACAAUCUAUCUACUUGAUGGAGGUCCAAAGAGAGAAAGAAGGAGGCCAACCGAUCAAAGACGGACUGAAUCUUCUAACAAGAGAAGGGCCACGUUAAAGACCAGCAUGACUAGAGCACUGGAACUCGCUGCGUCACAAGGAGGUCUUUCUGGGACUCAAGGAAAUGUCCCAGACAGGGCCGGAGCUGGACUGGAUGGACUGGAUCCAGAGGCAGUUCUUCGUAGCCGAAGUUCCAGUAGCACUAGGAGUCUCCUUGAGACACAGCUGGGAAGCCAAUUGCGAACCGGAGACUCCGUCAACGCCCAAUUUCUUACGAUAGCCCAUGCCAAUAGUCAGCAUAUUACAAUGGAGCCAGAGCCGAAUCCAAGUCACGGAGCAACGAAUCCUUCUCUGCUAACUAUACAUCAUCAUGACCAUCUUUUGAUGGAAGAUGACAAUGAGGAACCUGCUAUACUCAAUAUAGAAAAGCAGAUACAUCAACAAUCAGGUCUAGUGACCAAGAGACGACCACCUCGUCCGCGUUCCUUUACACACCUAUAUGAUAAAGCAGCGAAGGAGUCUCCCAAGCCUAUCGAGUUCACAGCCGCAUGGCCAUCUAACUAUACACUUUUAGAUGAUCACGUUUUCAAAUGCCUCCCUUUGUUUACUAGUCAACGUUCGUGGUUGAUGGCCGAUCGAUGGUGGACUAAGAAUAUUUCAGCACUCAUUUUCACUUAUGAAGGAGGCUCUUAUGCCUUCUUCGGAGCUCUAAUUUCAAAGAGCAAGACGCACACUCUUACGGCAAGCCAUGAUCUAGAUCAGCGUGGUACAUCAAGUACCGUCCUCCCUGUUCAUCCAGUCCUCAGUACAGGAGUUACAUCUGCAUCCACAUUCAGCGAUAAAAAUCGUAACCACAAUAUAGAUUAUUCUGAUGGCGACGCGUUCAAUAUUUCCUAUCACGGUAAGUCUGACUCUCUGGGCUCUACAAAUUUUGCGUUUAUGCCAAGUAGAGUUAUUCUACAGCGUCUAGAAGAAGAGUAUCCUCAGUCUGUAUCGCUUAGCUCCAUGCUAAGGCCUGAUCAUAGCAUGCAACAGAAGCGCCACGAGGUGGCAGCACUAUUUCUUGUAGCACUGAACCUGCGUGCCAGCGGUGCAAUUAACAUUACGCAAGGCCAGUGCGAUAUCCUCUGUAGCUUACCUUACGCAAGAGGUAACUUGUAG